GCCCGAUCGGCUCGAAGCAGCCGGUGCCGGUGGUUUUGUGUGGUGCUCCCCCGUCGCACGUCACCGACAACAUCGCGCGCCUCUGUGCUCGCUUGAUCCGCGCCUCCAGGAGAGAAACUUGCGUCGUCGCUGGGUUGCCCGCCCUUAUUUCCCGCGUGAGCUUCCGGAGGUUCGCCCCCCCCCCUUUGCCGUUGGACGUGCAGGACGUGUCCCGUUCGUCGUGGACAGCAUCCUUGGGUGCCUCCCCGCCUAAGCGUCGCGUCACCACCUGACUGAGGAGAGAGCCACCGAGCGCGCAGCGUGCCGUAGAGUGCGGAUCGUGUGCUGGUUUGGUCGCCCUCGUUCGAAUUUUGUGGUGCAGGGAACGGUCCCUUCGCAAAAGCAUGGUGACAGUGUGACGCGUACACCCAGCCGUAGAGAGAGCGUGAGCUGCUACUCGCCCAGGCCCCUACGUAGCUGGAUCGGUAGACGCAGCGUGCAAGACGGGAGUCGACAGACCGCUUAAACUUAUUGGCUAUUCUUGGGACUGACGGUGGCGGUCGAUCUCUGUGGCUCCGCGCUGAAAAGAGCAUACGAGGCGUCUUCGACGGAGUCCUCGCCGAAGGAGGAGUCUCGGGGCACCUUCGGCGCCACCUGGUCAUCUUGGAAUCCAGCCCAGGCCAUCGUGUUUUUAUGAAGUGGCAAUCUGCUAGCUACGCACGAUACUUGGUGCCGUCGUUCUUCUGAAGGCGUGCCCGCCGUCUGGAAGUUAGGCCUCGUCGUCGUUCCCGAUGGAACCGGGCACGACGCCACCCCCUCCGCGAUGGAGGAACCCGCCGACCAAGCUCCGGAGACGAGCAUCCACGGGAUUAUGUCACUGCACUACAACCCUCAGUGACCGGCCACCGACGCCGUCUCACGUCGUGAUCCUGCUUCUAGUUUCUGCUUCGCUGCUUAGCCUCGUCAGCGGGCAGCGCACGAAUUCGAGUCCCCGCCCCCAGCAGCGGUUCGCCAUCGAGCCGACGGACCGGUCAGCCAUCCUGGGCGAUACCAUCGUGCUAGCGUGUCGCGUCAUCGACAAGGCCGGCACGCUACAGUGGACCAGGGACGGCUUCGGCCUCGGCAGUGACCGCGACCUGUCGGGUUUUCCAAGGUACUCUAUGGUUGGAAGCGACGACGAAGGCGAUUUUUCGCUUCAGAUCGGUAGCGUAAGCCUGGAAGACGAUGCCACCUUUCAGUGCCAAGUUGGCGCCGUCGAUGGCGUGAAAGGCAUCAGAUCGAGAAGCGCACCUCUGACUGUAUUUGUGCCUCCGGAACCCCCGAAGAUCGUGCAAGGCGAAUUUCUGAAGACGACGGCCGGCAUGACCGUCGAGCUCACCUGUGAGUCCCACGCCGGGAAGCCACCCGCAGAGCUGACGUGGCUGGACGGCAGUGGCAACGUGGUGACCAACGGCGUCGAGUACAAGACCGAACCCCUGUCUGACGGCAAGCGCGCCAACGCGGCGCUCACGUGGACGUUCAGCCCGAGCCGAGAGCACGAUGGCAAGACGUUCACCUGCCGCUCGGAGAACAAGGCGCUCAAGCAACCCAUGCUCGCCACCAUACGGAUGGAGGUCAAGUAUCCUCCCGAUAUCACCUUGACGGUGGAGUCCGACAAGAUAUCGGAAUUCGACGACGUUCGGUUCCACUGUCAGGCCACGGCCAACCCGUCAGACAUCGUGUACAAGUGGUACAGGAAUGACGAGAUCAUCGCGGGCGACCACACGACGGAGCUGGUCCUGCCGCGGGUGACGCGAAGCUUCAACGGAGACACGAUCACAUGCGAGGCACGCAACGACGUGGGAACGACGAAGUCUACGCACACACUCAACAUACACUACCGUCCGGCGUUCAAGAGCGCGGCCGAGACGGUGGCCGCCGAGGAAGGCGCCGAAGUGGCGCUGCGGUGCGAGGUGGACUCCAACCCGAAGCCGGACAUUGUGUGGCGUCACGAGGGCUCGGAGCGCGUGCUGGCCCGCCAGCCGACGCUCGUCAUCCCGGCGAUGCGGCCCAGCGACGCCGGCCGCUACUCGUGCCGUGCCACGGUGCCCGGCUUCCCGGAGAUCACCCAGGACGUGCACGUCUACGUCAAAGGCCCUCCGAAAGUGAGCAGCCCGACGACCCAGUACGGUGUUGAAGGGGAGCAGGUGCGUGUCGAGUGCAUCAUCACCUCCGUUCCGCCGCCCACCAGGGUGGCCUGGUCCAGGAAUCUGCAGCUGGUUGACAUCGACAAUAACCAGGGCUACGAAAUUGUAAAGGAGCCUUUGUCGAAUGGACUCAGGAACUUGCUAAUCAUCCACAAUGCCGCUGAGGAAGACUUCGGGCAGUACAACUGUUCCGUGUGGAAUCAGUUUGGUUAUGACACGAGGCUCAUCACCGUUCGAAAACAAAAAAACCUUCCGAUGGUGAUAAUCUUGGCUGGCGUCAUCGGGGGCAUCGUUCUCGUCGUGACCGUGACGAUCUCUAUUAUUCUCUGCCUGCGAAAGAAAAAUAUUGUCAAAGAUGACGACUUCAACUCUGAGAAGAAGGGUAAGCAGUCUGACUCGGCGUCGUCCGGAGACUCGGACAUCAAAGUGGAAAUCCGAACGGCAUCGUCGUUGUCUAAUAACGAACACGAUCGCAACUGGGAGGACAAUAGUGAAUCGGCACGUACGCACGACGCAGCAGAUAUCUACAAGUACGCCAACAGUGCAGCUGACUACGGAGACUCCUCCUUUCCGGUAAAAUCGGAGGCUCAAAACAACAAUGGCUACAUACCGUACGUGGACUACUCGCGCGACUACAACCCGCCUCCUGUGGCAGCUUCGCUGCAGUUAAACGCAAGCCGCGACAGUGGCCUGUAUGGCAGCUCACCGCAGUCCCUCAACGACCUGGGCCAGGGCAUCGACCCACGGUUCCGAGCGGGGUACGCAAACCCUUACCUGCGCACCUCGCAGUCGAACCUGCCGCCCCCUCAGGGUGUUUACGUCAGCCCGAGGGCCAUGCCAUCGGUCGCUGCCAACUCCGCCGGUGUGCCCGGUGCUUCGUCCGCAACCCUGCCGCAGAACAGGUACAUCACAUCACAACAAAGCCAUGUCAAGCCAGGCACACUAGCCACCCAUGUAUGAUGGCAGGAGACCUCGAUGUAAAUAGGACUUAAGCUCUCCAUGAAGCAACCAAGAGUGUUGUGUGCCCCUCACUGUGGACAUUGUGUGGUCAGUGAGUGUGUGUGCGGGGAACUCUUGCAAGACCCUGGGAAAAGAAAAAAAAAGGACGCUGAUUGGUGCAAUCCCACGAAGUGUCGUAUUUCCGAAGUGACUCUGGUGGUGCCACCACUUUUGCGGUGUUUCAAGUCAGGAACCAAAGAGUUGUUAAUAAUUCUAUCUGUUCAUAUAAGUGUGCAUCAGUGUGUGUGCGUGUGUGUAUUUGUCAAUGCAUGAUGUUGUCAUGUUUCCUUGACUAGAUUAGAAAGAAAAACAAGGCAAGGGUAGCCUUAUUUAUUAACUCAAGUAGUGUGACCUUGCUGUGUUUUUAGCAUAGUACUUCAUUCUUGCAUCCCAAUCCGAGACUAAUGUGUGUUCCUUCUUUUGCUGAGAGGCUGUCCUCCUGUGAGUAGUCAUGUUGAUCGUUUGCAGCAUACUGAACAUUUCUAAUGUCUGGUUCUCAAAUGCUGGUAUGUGAAAAGUGCAGUUUGGCCAUGGUUAUAUUACACAGAUGUUUUGAUUGGCUGCCUGGGUUUGUAGUAAUCACACAGCACAAUCACUGUUUUUCUGUUCGUCUCCUCUUUCCAUGGCUUUAGAAAUCACUUCCCAUUACAGAUGACCGCUCUUUGUCUUGCAUAAUUCAACAUGCAAUAACUCAGCCUGCAAGUAAAAUGUGCCAUAUACAGCGAUGUGUGAUGUAUUGUGUGCAGCACAUCCUGCGGAGUUGCGGGCAACGGACUCGGGGUGUAUUUCACUGCAAUAUAAAAAAUGCACUGAACAGAAGGUGUAAGAGAGCAGCAUUGAAGUUAGGUUUCAUGAAUAUUGGAUAAGCAUAGCACUUGUGGGCUGAACGUAUCAAAAGGCAGUAAAAUUUUUCAUUGCACCUCAUAGUGGGCAUUAUUGUAUUUUUAAUAUUCCCGGUAACUUUUGAAGCAACAUUCCAAAAGGAUAAAUAAUAACAGGCCGACAUUACUAGCCUUAUUUGAAAAGAAUAUGUAGAGUUGCUCAAUAUGCGACUUCCCCAAGUUUUCACAUAGAGUUUAAAAAAUCUAUAUAAAUCAAAGCGCAGCUACUGUUUGCUUUAAGAGAUGAUACGAAAUAAAUAGUCUGGCAGAAAUGUGAAAUGUGUGAAACAGCUAGGCUAAAAGACAAAGCAUACAUUGUAUUGCAGCUGUCACUUUUAGGUAGCUCUGCAGCAUCUUCAAUUCGACCCACUUACUAAUGUUUUACAUGUGAACACAUUUUGUUUCCAGUUUUAAUAUUAUUCUCUUCGUGUUCAUGUCAAAAGUUAUCUUUUCAAAGAGGUCCUCAUUUGUGUUGUAUAAAUGACCACACAAGAUGCGUUACCGUUCUCAAGUGUACCAUAAAAUCAUGCUUCAACACAGUGCGUUUCUUGUUGUAAGUGCUCAGUUCCGUUGAAUAUUACAAGUGGCCUUCUAAGCAACUGGUUGGCUUGUGCCAAUUGUGGUUGGUUAUCCCUCUUCAAUGGUGUACAUAACAUUGCUUUCAGUAGAUGUGCUCUUUCAAUGCUUCCUUCGUCAGAUUCUUCCCAUCAGUUACAGUCUGAAUUACCGUGUCAUGUGCUUGUCAAAACAAGAGAAGAAAAAAGCAGUACUUGUCUCUAUGCAAGCGUGGUUUCCUAAUAAGAUGCAUCUCAGUUUGCUUGCAAAGCAGUGAUCAGUUUAAAUUUCACUGUGACCCUGUGCAGGGUUCCCUAAAAUGUGUGAAUGCCUGAGUCGUUUUGUCAUGUGCACUGUAUUGUGAACCGGACUGCCAUAUACGCCACCACAGGACACGUGUGUUGUGGCGAGUCAAACGAGUCAUUAAGCACGCCCGAGAAGGACGACUUUCGGUGCUAAAAGGAUGUCCUGCUCCUUUCCCAAGAUGGUAUUACAGCAAGCACACCGAGGCGUGUGUUGUUUGCCUUUUAUUUUCUUCUUCGUGUGUUUCUGUGACCGUGACUGUAGCUUUCGACCUCCGGCUUUCCACUGUGUGACGCAUGGAAAACUGAGCAGCGAAAUCAUCACUGUACAUAGGAAGCACUUCCCGGCGUUAUGACAAAUCGCGCCCCUUCUGGCUUCGCGCUCUUUUGCCUCCUUUGUUUUUUUUUUUUGUUUUCUUUCGAUAGCAUCUGUACAGAUAUUUGCUGAUGAGAAUUUGCUCACUUUAUGAAGGCGAAACAUUGUGCGUGUGCAUGUUAAUUAAACCUAUAUGAGAGUUUCA
This is a messenger RNA of Dermacentor silvarum, 5423 nucleotides long. Its product is annotated as irregular chiasm C-roughest protein. Bases 771 to 3125 code for a protein of 784 amino acids. Gene Ontology annotation, biological process: cell-cell adhesion. The transcript is spliced from 20 exons. NCBI's taxonomy places the organism in Eukaryota, Metazoa, Arthropoda, Arachnida, Ixodida, Ixodidae. The record is from RefSeq and is a predicted model, not a curated record. Gene Ontology annotation, cellular component: cell-cell junction. Gene Ontology annotation, molecular function: cell adhesion molecule binding.